GACAACAGCCUCGUUUGGUCUACCAACACAUCAGGCCAGUCUAUUGCUGGGAUGACCAUCACUGAGCUCGGCAAUCUGGUGCUCUUCGAUCAACAUAACAGACUGGACUGUCAGCAAUCAAUUUUACUUUACUGUUCUUUCUGAUGGUCUAUACGCUUUUGUUGGGUCUGCCCAACCUCAGCAAUACUAUGCAUUUGCGGCAUCUAUCGGAAACAACAGAUAUUUCACUCUUGUAAAUGGGAGUCUGGCGAUGGUUGAUGCAUCCUCGUCAACGCUGAAGCCACAACUACUGCUAGAUUUCAAACUACCGCUAUCUUCGUCUUUUCAGUGCAUCAGAUUUGAGUAUGACGGCCAUCUCAGGGUAUAUGAAUGGGUGGCAGACGAACGGCUGCAGAUGAGCUUGGUAGCACAUGAUUUGUUUCAGUUAGAGUACUGUGAUUACCCAACUGCAUGUGGGGAGUAUGGCAUUUGCUCAAGAGGUCAGUGCUCAUGCCCGACAGCACCUGAUGCAGCAUACUUUAGGCAGAUUGACUACCGGACACCCAAUCUUGGUUGUGCACUGGAGACCCCAAUUUCUUGCCAAUCUAUGCAAUAUCAUCAACUCAUAGCUAUCCCCAAUAUUUCUUACUUUUAUUACAACUAUUCCAUAGAAGCAGAACUGGGUGACGAGGAGAGCUGUAAGCGCUCCUGCUUGACCACUUGCUCAUGCAAAGCUGCCAUGUUUCGCUCCUAUGGUAAUAUUAACGGUGGUGGUGGUUGUUCCUUGGUAACAGAAGUCCUUUCGCUGCAGGUCGAUCAGUUCAAACAAGUAUAUCAUAACGAUUCAGCAUAUCUGAAGAUCCAGGUGAGCCAACCACAUCAAACAGCCAAGAAGAGAGUGCUUUUAGGUCCCCUGCUUGCAGGAUCAAUUGCUUUAUCCAUCCUACUUAUUUUUUCCUUCGAGAUAGUACGAAGAAGGCGAAAGCAAGAAAAAGAUGAUGAGGACGAAUUUGCCAACAUACCUGGAAUGCCCAUGAGAUUGACCUUUGAGAAGCUGAAAGUAGCAACCAAAGAAUUCAGCGACAAACUAGGUGAAGGAGGAUUUGGCUCAGUUUUCAAGGGGCAGUUAGGCGAUGAGACUGUUGCUGUAAAACAGUUGGAUAGAGCUGGUCAGGGAAAGAAGGAAUUCUCGGCAGAAGUUCAGAUAAUUGGUUGCAUCCAGCACAUCAAUUUGGUCAAGCUGAUUGGCUUCUGUGCAGAGAAAUCACAUAGGCUCUUAGUUUACGAGUAUAUGUCGAGAGGGUCGCUAGAAAAGUGGAUCUAUUACAAACAGAACAAUGCUCCCCUUGAUUGGUGUACAAGACGCAGGAUUGUCACCGACAUUGCUAAGGGCCUCUCUUACCUUCAUGAGGAUUGUAGGCAUAGAAUUGCUCAUCUUGACAUCAAGCCACAGAACAUCCUCUUAGAUGACAGCUUCAAUGCAAAGGUGUCUGAUUUUGGGCUGUCCAAGCUGAUAGACAGGGAUGAAAGUCAAGUAGUGACCAGAAUGAGGGGAACACCUGGCUAUAUGGCACCUGAGUGGUUGACAUCUCAAAUUACUGAGAAAGUUGAUGUCUACAGCUUUGGUGUUGUGGUCAUGGAAAUUAUCAGCGGAAGAAAGAAUCUGGACUACUCUCAACCCGAAGGCAGCGUACAGCUCAUUACCUUGCUGCAAGGGAAGGCGGAGAAUGGGCAGCUGGAAGAUAUGAUCGAUGAAAACAGUGAUGACAUGCGCUUACACAAGGAGGAAGUGGUUGAGGUUAUGAAGCUUGCAAUGUGGUGUUUGCAGAGUGACAAAAACAGAAGGCCUGCCAUGUCAUUGGUGGUGAAGGUCAUUGAAGGAGAGAAGGAUGUGGAAGCUAACUUGGAUUACAACUUCUUUGACCUAAGCCCUGCAAUCUCUGUUCCAGUUUGUCGGUCCACUUCUUCAGCUCCACCUGCAGCAUCAAUUCUCUCUGCCCCCAGAUGAACCUGUAAAAGGACUGUGUGACAUGCAGUGACAUAUUUGUUAUUGCUGUUUUGUUCGUAUCCAAGAAUAAAUCUUCAUAUUGGUGGCACGGCAAAAGUAAUUUGUUUCACACCUGUGCCUAGACCAUGAAAAUAUUUAUUAAUUUGGCCAAAAAGAUACUAUACUGUACCUUGUCA
Lolium rigidum is the source of this 2163-nucleotide messenger RNA. Its product is annotated as G-type lectin S-receptor-like serine/threonine-protein kinase SD2-5. Gene Ontology annotation, biological process: protein phosphorylation. The record is from RefSeq and is a predicted model, not a curated record. The coding region runs from base 251 to 1987 and encodes 578 amino acids. NCBI's taxonomy places the organism in Eukaryota, Viridiplantae, Streptophyta, Magnoliopsida, Poales, Poaceae. Gene Ontology annotation, molecular function: ATP binding; protein kinase activity. The transcript is spliced from 2 exons.